CUCCAUUGUGUGCAUGCGCGUGUGUGUUUGUGUGUGAGUGUGUUUGUGCGUCCUCCUCAUCCUCACGCGAAGCAACGACCUGAGGAGAUUUAACGUGUGAACAGUCCUCAGAUUGAGGCUGAGCACUUCUGUGAAAACGUGCUUCAUUUGUUGGAGACGGAUUCGAUCGUGUGGGAGAAAAUGUACACCGUCGUCUUCCUCGUCACAAAACCACCAGUUUUGCAGUUCAGUGUGAAUGUACAGCACCACCUGAUGGACUCCGAGCUCUACAGCAGCAGAUGAGAAUCUGUUUUGGGUUCGCUGAGGGUCACACUAAAUCAGAUUCUUCAGAGACCUGGGCUGUCUAUAUCUCUGGACAUCCUGAGAGGAGAGUUUCUUCUACCUACAGAAAGGCAGGUUAACAUCUCUUAAGUCCAAUUCAUUGUGCAAAACCAUCAGCCACUGCACAUGAAAUCAGCUUGAUUGCAUGCCAGCAAGAAGAUAAAAGGCUCGGAGUGUCCCACCUUCCCGAGGAGGAUGAUUGACGUGUUCGGAGAGGACCGAGGUGGGACUUGCGCGCUCCUUCUUCUCCAAUCGUGGCUCUCGGGGGCGGAGGCUUUUCAUCCAUACUCUGAUUAUGAGUCAGUUACCAGACAUAAGCGAAACAAUAACAGUUGGUGGUUACUUUGUAUCCGAAAACCCUCCACUGGCAAGUUGAGUCUCAAGCGCGUUUUUGGCGCAUCGGGCUCUCGAGUAUAACGGAGGUUUCAUAAGAGGAGCUCAACGCGCUCCACUUUUAAUAAGAUUAGGAUCCUUUAAUGUUCAAUCCUGUUUUUUUUCCCUCCUCCUUCCCUACAGUAGCGGUGCAGGAGUGGCCAAAGCCAAAAGCAGCGAUUCAGAUCAGAUUUCACCUAAACCAGCUGGGAGAGAGACCGAGAGAGAGAGAGGGGGAGAGAGAGAGAGAGAGAGCGAGCGGAGAGAGGGUUUGUCAGCCUCCCUCCUCCCAAAUCCAGAAAAGCUUACCAAGGAAAAAGGAGGAGUGUCGGGGCUGAGAGAGACGCAGAGGAAUCCGGAGGAAUUUCCGAGGAUAUUUUCUCUUCUUCUUCCUUUUCUUCUUCUUUUCCCUCCGUCUUGAUAUUUAUUUAUUUUUUUUAUUUAAAAAAAAAGUUGGAGGCGAGGCAGCGGGGACCGUGGUCAAGGAUGGACGAGCAGCCUCGGUUGAUGCACUCCCACGGGGUAGGCAUGGCCGGACACCCCGGCCUGGCGCAGCAUAUGCAGGAUGGCACGGCGGGGACGGACGGAGAGGGAAGAAAGCAGGACAUCGGAGACAUAUUACAGCAAAUAAUGACCAUCACAGACCAAAGCUUAGACGAAGCACAGGCGAGGAAACAUGCACUGAACUGCCACAGAAUGAAACCUGCUCUCUUCAAUGUCUUGUGUGAAAUAAAGGAAAAAACAGUGCUCAGUAUCAGAGGAGCCCAGGAGGAGGAGCCUCCAGAUCCCCAGCUGAUGCGACUGGACAACAUGCUGCUGGCGGAGGGCGUGGCCGGGCCGGAGAAAGGCGGCGGGUCGGCGGCUGCAGCGGCCGCCGCAGCGGCCACCGGCGGCGUAGGUGCCGACAACUCAGCAGAACACUCCGACUACCGGGCCAAGCUGUCUCAGAUCCGACAAAUUUACCACACGGAGCUGGAGAAGUAUGAACAGGCGUGCAAUGAGUUCACCACCCAUGUGAUGAACCUGCUGAGGGAGCAGUCUCGAACACGACCCAUCUCGCCCAAAGAGAUCGAGCGCAUGGUCAGCAUCAUCCACCGCAAGUUCAGCUCCAUCCAGAUGCAGCUGAAACAGAGCACCUGCGAGGCCGUCAUGAUCCUGCGCUCACGCUUUCUCGAUGCCAGGCGAAAGAGGAGGAACUUCAACAAACAGGCGACAGAGAUCCUCAACGAGUACUUCUACUCCCAUCUCAGUAAUCCUUAUCCCAGCGAGGAGGCCAAAGAAGAACUGGCCAAGAAGUGCGGCAUCACAGUGUCACAGGUAUCAAACUGGUUCGGGAACAAGAGAAUCCGAUACAAGAAAAACAUUGGCAAGUUCCAAGAAGAGGCCAACAUGUACGCAGCAAGGACCGCGGUCAACGCAACCAGCGUGUCUGCCCAUGGCAGUCAGGCAAACUCCCCAUCAACUCCCAAUUCAGCAGGUUCUGCUGGCUCUUUUAACAUGUCAAACUCCGGAGACUUGUUCAUGAGUGUGCAGUCCCUCAAUGGGGACUCGUACCAAGGGGGGCAGGUUGGGGCCAACAUACAAUCCCAGGUGGAUACCCUUCGCCAUGUUAUCAGCCAGACCGGCGGAUACAGUGACAGCCUUGCAGCCAGCCAGAUGUACAGUCCACAGGGCAUCAACGUAAGACCUACAAACGGUGGCUGGCAAGAUGCUCCAACUCCUUCGUCAGUGACAUCGCCCACAGAAGGACCCGGAAGUGUUCAUUCGGAUACGUCCAACUGAAUAUAUCCAUCUCUACACCUCAUCCACACACACACACACACACACACACACACACACAAAAACAAACAAAAAAAAAACAAAACAAAAACAAAAACAAAAAACAUGGACUGACCUUGCUAUUCACAGUAUUAAAGGAAUUCACUGUCCCACAGUUUGGAGAGUUACUGUGAAAUCCUAACUAAGAAAAAAAAAAGAAGAAUAAUAUUUCCUCUGCUUAUAACGUUGGACAUUUGGGAUACAAACAAAAAGUUUCACAUUAAAAAUCAAAACAAUACUGCGAACAAUGGAGACAUUUGUACAGAUUUCACAUUAUAUUCAGAGGGCUGGGGUUACUUAUUCACUCGUAAUGUUUUCACUCAUUAUGAUGAAAUGAUAUGAUAAAGUAAAUAAAUCAAAUCAUUGGUUUUAACUGAAAAUACUUCAUUCUACCUCUCAGCCACUUAAAAAAAAAGUUGAAAAAAUGUCAGUGACCAUUAUUUGUUUUGUAAAAAUGAAACUUUUGUCUUUGCAAGCAAGAGGCACAUCUUCUUACUUACAUUUUGUUGUCUCUCACCUAUUCUAUGGUACGCCAUUUAGACUUAAAUAUUGCUCAGUUGUUUACAAUGUGUGCUUGAUAAAAGUAUGUUCAUCUUCCCCUCUGUCUCAGACGAGUCAAAACACAGAGUUCUGUCGGGAGAUUUUACCUCUAAGGUAACCCUGUGAAGUAUGUUAUCUGUAAAACAAUAAAUAAAUACUUGUCAUCAAAUCGGACAAGCUUGACAUCAUUCAUUAAGACAGAGGAUUUAUUAACGUAAAACUAAUUAUAUCACACCCUGUUGGUUUUGGUUCUGCAGCAUAUUGGUGGAGUGGCCAUCACUGAAUUGCAGUCACUCUGACGCAAUGAGAAAAACAGGAUUUUUCUCCUUUUCUGUUUUUAAUUUACUUGAAUCCUUCAUGGUAUUUUUAUUCGUUUCCCACCAUCACCACUGCAGAAGGAAGUUUUUGAUGAUGCCAAAAUGCUGACGUAACCAAAACAAAACUGUCAAGAGAAGUGUGUCAACAUGAAGCCAGUUUUAAUGUGUUAUUUCAUCGCGGAAUCAUUUCCUUUUCUACUGGUUUAAAUCACCAUCUUCUGUCAUUGAGCUCUGGUGCUACAAUCAAGUGAAUAGCAACUGUCCCACUGAAAGAAAUAUGAGAAGAAAUAUCACGCAAAAAGAAAGUUUGUCAAGGACGUCUGUAACUGAGUUUGUUUUUCAGUACAUGAACCACAAUCCACUUAAACAGGGAAGUCAUUAUGUUAAUAGAGUUUUACAUGCUUACACAGUGGAUCCUUGCUCCUGAAUCUACAGCACAGGUCCAGAGAUGCUUGCAGCACGGAGCCACUGAUCAUCGCCAUGAAAGAAGCAUCUGGAUGCACCUGAACUGCUGCUCAGCUGAGGACACUUUGAUGUAAAGAUAAUGUUACGUUCCAACGUUUUGUUGAAUCGUGUCCUCUCCUGGGCAUUUAUUAUUUACAUAUAAAUCGAUAUAUUAUUCUGCUGGUACUGCUUUAGUAACCCUAGAAUUGACACCAAAACAAAUGUAGACAUUUGAAUUCAUGCUUGUCUCAGUACUAUCAGACUGAUUUUUUUCAGUAUCAAACAUUUAUGAAGAUUGUAAAUGUUAACCAUUAAGCACUAAAGAAGGGACAAGUCAUUAUGUCAAAUGAUGUGUUUUCUGAGCAGUCUAAUCUUGUUUAUAGACACUUUUUAUGUUGUGUGGCCUAUUUGUUUUUUUGUAUUUUAUUGUUUUCUUUUUUAUUGUUAUGCUUAAUGUAGGCUAUUACUUUUUUGCUUUCCUACUCUCGUGAAUUAGCUCAUGAACUUUCAACAUGUGUUUAUGUGCACCAUUGUGCUUGACUUGCUUUGUUGGAAAGGGUUUUCAACACAUUAAAAAAUGAUAUGUAAUACAGCGAGA
Molecule: messenger RNA, 4410 nt
Organism: Lates calcarifer (barramundi perch)
Lineage: Eukaryota; Metazoa; Chordata; Actinopteri; Centropomidae
Gene: pbx1a
Product: pre-B-cell leukemia homeobox 1a
Exons: 12
Coding region: 1180-2475 (431 amino acids)
Biological process (GO): brain development; regulation of transcription by RNA polymerase II; embryonic organ development
Cellular component (GO): nucleus
Molecular function (GO): DNA-binding transcription factor activity, RNA polymerase II-specific; RNA polymerase II cis-regulatory region sequence-specific DNA binding
Source: RefSeq, a predicted model, not a curated record